CACCGUUAGUGUCAUGUUCGACACGCUACACGAGCAGAAAGUGUCACUCAUUACAUGUAGCUCACUGAAGAGACGAACGCAAUGGGAAACUUGGCUGUCGUCUACCUUUUGACAAUCAUCCUGCUUUCCGAGGCACGCGACAUCAAAAUCGAAAAAUGCGGUGGAGGUGAUGUCAAGCGAGUAGAUAUGACACCCUGCGACGCUGAGCCCUGUGCCGUCAAACGUGGAGACGUAGCUGUCAUCAACAUCCCAUUCACGUCUAAUCAGGACACAACCUCUGUGAAAGUGGGCAUCAGCGCUAAGCUAAAAAAUGUGGAGCUUCCGUUACCGGGCGCCGAUUCCGAUGGCUGCAAGAACAAGGGACUCACGUGUCCACUAAAGAAAGGCUCGAGCAACGCAUUCACUUACAAGCUCAAGAUACAACCAUUCUAUCCAAAGAUCAACGCGACAGCCAAGCUGCAUCUGGCUGGAAUCAAUGGAGAUCUCUUCUGCGUACUCUUUCCAAUCAGCAUCGUCGAUUAAGAUUAUGUGUGCACCUACCAGUGAAAACCUGUACAGUACUUCUGUUACCUCCGUUUAAAGACGCGCACGAAUAAAGCGUAGGACUAUUUGUA
Molecule: messenger RNA, 614 nt
Organism: Ornithodoros turicata
Lineage: Eukaryota; Metazoa; Arthropoda; Arachnida; Ixodida; Argasidae
Product: mite group 2 allergen Gly d 2.02-like
Exons: 4
Coding region: 82-522 (146 amino acids)
Biological process (GO): sterol transport
Molecular function (GO): sterol binding
Source: RefSeq, a predicted model, not a curated record